Humulus lupulus (European hop) is the source of this 8532-nucleotide messenger RNA. RefSeq lists its product as uncharacterized. Gene Ontology annotation, cellular component: RAVE complex. The record is from RefSeq and is a predicted model, not a curated record. Gene Ontology annotation, molecular function: protein binding. Bases 47 to 7750 code for a protein of 2567 amino acids. Lineage: Eukaryota; Viridiplantae; Streptophyta; Magnoliopsida; Rosales; Cannabaceae. Gene Ontology annotation, biological process: vacuolar acidification. The transcript is spliced from 16 exons.
UAUAUAUAAAUAUAUUUAGCUCGGCUUCUCCAAUCUUCACUCUCCGAUGAGGACUGAUCAUACCGCCAAAACCAUAAUGGCAGACACACACUCACUACCUUCUGAUUCCACCAUCGACCCGAUCCAACACCUCCCUCUUUCUCUAUUCAGAUCCGACACCAUCCCUCCGGCUCCGUCCCGUUCCGACCCACCUGGAUCCACAAUCGAUUGGCUCCCCAACUUCGCUGACCUCUCCUGGGUCGCAUAUGGAGCUUCCAAUCUCUUAGUAAUCUCCCACUUUCCUUCUCCAUUAUCCCCUAAUGAAACCGCUAUUGGUCCCAUUUUCCGGCAGUUCUUCGAGCUCUCCGGUGACCCUUCGUUGGCUGUCAACGCUGUGUCGUGGUCUCCGGCUACGCCCUCCAUCGGCGAGCUCGCCGCUGCUUCCGAAAAUUGUGUUUGGGUUUUCUCUCAUGAUUCGGCGAGUUUAAAAGGUUCUUUUUGUUGGAGCCAGAAUGCAAUACUUGUUCAAUCUACUAAGGUGGAUGCUGUCAGUUGGAGUGGUUCAGGAGAUGGUAUAAUUGUCGGUGGAGUUGAGGUUGUUUUAUGGAAAAGAAGUAACAAGUUUUGGGAAAUUGCUUGGAAGUUUAAAGCAGAUGGACCCCAAACUCUGGUUUCAGCGACAUGGUCUAUCAAGGGACCUUCUGCAACUGCAGCUUACUCAGGUAAACUGCAUACUGAAGGAUCAUUUAAUGGUUACACUAGCAGAUGUGUAUCAGUAUGUCAAAGUGAUAAAAAAUUGGGAUAUGUGAAAGUUGAGCUACGUCAUCCUUUGCCUGUGUCUUUGAUUCAAUGGAGGCCAGCAACUGGUAGAAACUCAAAUGGAAAUUCUAGGAAUUCAAAAAAGAAUGUGCUGCUGACUUAUUGCUUAGAUGGAACUGUUAGGUUGUGGAGUGAGAUUGAUAACGGAAGGGUCAGAAAAAGUGGCAAGGAUGAUCGUAAAUCCUUUCGGCAAUCUUUUUGUGUCGCUGCUGUAAUUGAGAUAAACCAGUCAAUAAAUGGGACUUUAGGCAUGUAUAUUUUUGUAACAUGGGCAACAGAAAUUGAGGGUAUAUACGAAGGUGGUGAGGGAACUAAAAAGUUAAUCUCUUUGGAUGAUUAUGAUUGCGACAAGGCUGGCAGUUGUGAGUGGAUCAUUGGGUUUGGUCCAGAAAGGUUGGUUAGUUUUUGGGCUGUCCAUUGUUUAGAUGAUGUCAACCCAAUGAGAUUCCCCCGUGUUACAUUGUGGAAAACACUUGAACUACAGGAUCUCAAAGUGGGGCAUCUUCAUAGGACUGAUCUACCAAAUUCCAAAGAGAAAAUAUUCCUCAGUAAAGCCGCUGUUUUGAGGAAAAGUUUGUCUGAUCCACCAACUAUGUGCUCAUUAAUUCAGUUGUUACCUAGUAAUUCAUUGGUCUGGUCACUUAUAUAUACACCAACACCCAAUAAUUUAGAGGAUUCAUCACUUAAUAAUCAUAGAAUAGAGGAUAGAUCUUGUAGGAGUGGUGAGUACUUAAAUUUAGAUGGUCAUACUGGAAAAAUCUUACAGGUAGCAGUGCAUCCUUAUAGUGCUGAUGUUGAACUGGCUGUGUCCUUGGAUUCUAACGGAUUACUUCUUUUUUGGUCUCUAUCUUCAAUUUCUAAUUGCAUUUUGGGUUGUCCAACAUUAGUUCCUCCAUGGGAGCUCCAUGGGAAACUUGGAACGCAGAAUUCAUGUUCUAAGUACACAAGCUUGAGUUGGGCUCCUCCUAUAUUGGAUCAAGAGCUGGUUCUUCUUAUGGGACACGUUGGUGGGAUUGAUUGCUUUGUUGUUAAGAUAUGUCAAAGGGAAGGCGAGAAUAUAGAAUGUCACUACUUAUGUACUAUACCUUUUAGAGGUCAUGGUCCUUAUGAGGAAGGUCCAACCAACAUAUUUUCAAUUCAUUUGCCUUCUAUUAAACAUGACAUCUUACAGUCACAUAAAUUUUUGCUUUUGGGAGUAUGGAUGAAUGGGUUUCAAGCUCUAUCAUGGGAAGUUACUAUGCAUUCCUAUGAUUUAUCAGGAAGCAGCUGCGAAUGUGAUUUUGAGACUACAAAUGCUGCUGAGUGCAACACGUGGGGUUUUGGAAUUACUUUUUCUGAUAAAAGAUAUUGUGUUAGUUUACGUUCUUGCUCAUCACAAUUACCAGAACCUCAUAGUGGUGAUCAAGUUACAAGUUUUGCUGUGGUGUGUCCAGAUGAUUUGGUUUCACAAAUAUCUGCUUCUUUUAGUGAUAAUUUAUCUAGUCAUCCUGCAUAUACCAUGGCCACAGGCUGUGCUAAUGGAUAUUUGAAAUUUUGGAGAAGUAAGCUUGGUGAAUUACCAACCUCUGCUACACCAUGGGAGCUCGUGGGCAUGGUUAUGGCACAUCAGGGGCCUAUUAGCGCUAUAUGCUUAAGCAACUGUGGUCGGAAGAUUGCAACCAUUUGCAAGGAACCUCAUUCAAAUAUUGUCAGCAAUCUUUCUGUAUGGGAAUCUGUUCACAUUGCAGGAUCAGGGGCUUUCAUUUUAGAAGAUAAAAUAGCCCUUGAUGGACAAGUUAUUGCUUUAAAAUGGUUAGCCUUAGGUAAUGGUCGGUUUUUACUUGGACUUUGCAUCCAAAAUCAGUUGUUUAUAUAUGCUCAGGGAUGCUCUGGUGGUCAGGCUUUGCUAAUCACUGGAAAAUCAAUGAAAGGGGAAAUUUGGCGCUGCAUUGCAUGUACUCAUACUUUAUCUCCUAUUAGUGACUUCCUUUGGGGGCCAAGAGCAACAGCUCUGGUGGUUCAUGAUAGUUACUUGUCUAUACUCAGUCAAUGGUUGUUCAUAAAUAAAGAGCAUCAGGCUGGGGUUGAUUCGAAUUAUCUCAAGAUGAAUUGCCUAGAUUUUGCAAGUAAAACAGAGGACAAACAUUCUGCAAUAUUCACAGAUUGUGACUUUGCUGAAUUGACAGUAUUAUUACCUAAGGAUGAUGGUAAAGAAUGCAACUUUGUCACUCCUAGAAAGGUGAAUACAAAAACGGGUUGUGAAUCCAGCAGUUUGUUGGCAGCAAGGACCCAAUUGGAGCAUGCUUGGGAUAAAAAACUUGGUUUAUGGAACAUGCUAGAAAUAGUGGAGAGGUUUGGUGGAUCUAAAGAAUUUUAUCAUCCCGAGGCACUCCUUAUGAACAGCUUUACAGGAAAUUGGAAGCGUGCAUUUUCAGCUGUGAGGCAUCUUGGUGAAUGUCUUGGUUGUGCUUCUGAGAAGAGGUGCAGCGCAGAGGAUUCUAGCAAUAUUGUUCCACUAAUUCCUCUGUCAAAUUAUUUUGAAGGACUCCUUCAGAAAAUUUCAUCUGAUAAAGGAUUUAACUGGGGUGGAAACACAUCUUUAACCACAUCAUCUUAUCAGUUUCUGAUAGGGUCAUCCGAGUUUGCUUACAAUUUGGAGUCUGAUUCUUCUAAUAAACUUUUCAUGUCCUCAUCAACAAAAUCCGAACUUAAUGCCUUCAUUGAACCACUUGAGAAUUUCUACAAGCUAGCUUCAAUAACCAUUGAAGAAAAAACACAAAUUCUUGCUAUAAUAGAUCUUCUUGGUGAAAUGACUAAACCAAACUCUGCUUAUGAAAGUCUUGAUGAACCUGGACAAAGAUUCUGGGUUGCGUUAAAGUUUCAGCAACUACAUUUUUUCCGAAGGUUUGGUAGACCUGCAACUAUGGAAGAAUUGAAAAUUGAUUCUUCCCUGAUUGUGUGGGCCUAUCACUCUGAUUGCGAGGAAAAUUUGUUUGGGUCUGUUCUUCCAAAUGAACCAUCUUGGCCAGAAAUGCGUAACUUGGGCAUUGGGUAUUGGUUUACAAAUUCGGCACAAUUGCGAACAAAGAUGGAGAAACUGGCAAGAAUGCAGUAUCUGAAGAAGAAGGAUCCUAAGGAUUGUGCAUUGUUGUACAUAGCACUGAAUAGAAUUCAAGUUCUAGCUGGCCUUUUCAAAAUCAGCAAGGAUGAGAAGGAUAAGCCCCUAAUUGGAUUUCUUUCUCGCAACUUUAAGGAAGAGAAAAACAAGGCAGCUGCUUUGAAGAAUGCAUAUGUCUUAAUGGGGAAGCAUCAGCUGGAGUUAGCUAUUGCUUUCUUUCUGCUUGGAGGUGAUAUUGCUUCUGCUGUCAAUGUUUGUGCAAAGAACCUUGGGGAUGAACAACUGGCACUAGUAAUUUGUCGGCUGAUUGAAGGGCAUGGUGGACAAGCAGAGCAUCACCUAAUAACAAAGUUUAUGCUUCCAUCUGCAAUUGAGAAGGGCGACAAUUGGCUAGCAAGCCUUCUGGAGUGGGAAAUGGGGAAUUACUAUCAAUCUUUUAUGAGAAUGUUUGGUCCCCUAAUUGAUUCUGCAGUUGAGAAGUCUGCAGUUUUGUCCAACAAUAUUUCUUUCUUAGAGCCAACUAUUGGUCUUUACUGUUUUACACUAGCUAGCAAAAAUAGUUUGAGGAAUGCUGUUGGGGACCAUAACACUGCAAUCCUUGGUAGAUGGGCAAUUCUGAUGACAGCUACUGCCUUAAACAGAUGUGGUCUUUCUGUUGAAGCUUUGGAAUGCCUUUCAUCUUCGUUGAGCGUUCUUGGGAAUAUGAAUCAAGAAAAUACCUCCAGCUCUAGUCAUUCUGAUAUUCUGCAUGGAAUUUUAAAGCCUUUUAAAAAUUCUUCCAAUUGGCUGGCAGAUGAUGUGGCUUUUAGGCUUGAGAAUUGUGCUAAACUAGAUUUGGCUCUUAAACACUUGUCCAAAUUGACAAGAGAGCAUCCAAGCAGGGAAGAGAUUGUUGUUCGAUCAGCUGGAGCUCAUAUGUGCUCAGGAAAAUAUGAUAAUCAUCAAUUUCUAGAACUGCUUGAAAGCUUUAGAAGUAAGUUUUACACAGAACUGGGACAGUUUGAACAGAAGUUUUCGCUACUUCCACUCAGUCUAAUUAGAAAUAUUUUGGUUUUACUGUACAAUCAAGGGCUUUUGGUUGUUGGAUAUGAUCUAUUUCAUAGAUAUGUAAAUCAAGAGCAUGCACAAGAUAAAAGCCAUGCAGUUGAUAGAAUCUGUUUAUAUUCCCUUACGAGUAAGCCUUUCUUAAAGGCUACAAAAGAAACCUCUCUGUUAUUUUCUCGGUUUGUUGUCGCUUGCAGUAUAACUUGUUCAGAACUGAAAUCACCUUACAUGGAAAAUGACGUUUCUUGUGAAAGUAGAUCUUCCUGGUCAAAUGCUUCGGCUUACUAUCUUCAAUGUCUUUUGUUGUCAUCACGGAUUUUAAGAGCUUCUUUGAGGAUUAAAUGUGGAUCACUCAGCCAAGAUCUCAAUACAAAAUUCCUUACAGCUCUUGAUUUAAUCGAGUAUUCUGUGCAUUUUUCAUAUGUUUGGCUUCUAAGAAACUAUAAAUGUCUCCUUUUGAUGCUUGAAUCUCUCCUGAUCAAGAAUACUGAUGAGCAUAUAUUGUACGAAGUUGAUAUUGCAAACCUGAAGAAGCUUCUCCCGCAAAUUGCAGACUUUGCAUCUCAAAGGUUAUUGGACAACGAUGUGGGAAAAGGUCAUCAUAUUUCUAGAGGUUUGUUAGAAGAUCAAGGUUUGAAUACAAAACAUUCAAUUCCAGAAGAUGAACAAUGGAAAAUUUUUGGGGCCUGUUUGUGGCAACACAUGUCCAGAUUUAUAAAGCAUCAAAUAAAGAAGAUGUAUAAACUUGAAGACAGCUAUUUUUCUGACUUGUCACGUGAACUUUCUUCAGAAUCAUGCAGUGCCACAAAUUCGGAUUAUAAGGACAAGAGCAUAGAAGAACAGAUUGGAUUGGUCUCAUUGACCUUGGUUAAGCAAUUGAAAGCAACAGUGGAACAUAUCUCAUCUUAUCAUAUAAAACAGCUGGCAUUAUAUCUGUAUUUGAAAAUACAACAUGGGCGGCAUGUAAAGACUCUUGUUUGGUUAGAAGAUUCUAGUCAGUCUCAUACUAGGGUUCCCCAUCAGAAUCUAGGUCAGGAUACUGUCAGUUUGGACAUGAUGAAUGACAAAGAAGGAUUUGAUAUACUGUGGGGCAUCUGUGUUGAUCCUAAAAUGAUAUCCGAAAGUUUUGCUGAGGAAAAAAUAUGUAGUCUGGAUUUUUUUGAUCAUAAACCUUUGAAAGGGUGGAGUGAAAUAUAUGAAGGUGGCAGAGGGGUAGAUGAAGCUGAGGAAAUCCACAGUAAAGAAACUACAUCUGGAAGUAGCUCAGCAAAUACCGAAACUGGGUCAUCUGCUAGACAGCCAUUACGGAAUGACGUUAGUUUUUUGAGUUUAUGGCAGAAAGACACAACUGAUACACAGGGUAUUGCACCCUUUCAAAACCCCAGAGAAGUGCUCAAGAGAAACGGGGAGCUUUUGGAGGCAAUGUGUAUCAACUCCAUUCAUCAAGGACAAGCUGCUGUUGCUAGCAACCGAAAAGGUAUACUAUUUCUUAAUUGGAAAGAUGAAGUAUCUUUCAGAGAUCAGUCAGACUAUGUCUGGUCAGAGGCUGAUUGGCCUUUAAAUGGGUGGGCUGGUUCUGAAUCAACCCCAGCUCCCACAUGUGUAUCUCCUGGUAUUGGUCUUGGAAGCAAGAAAGGGACACACCUUGGACUGGGUGGAGCAACUGUUGGUGUGGGCUCUUUUGCAAGGCCUGGGCGAGACUUGACUGGUGGUGGAGCAUUUGGGAUUCCUGGUUAUGCUGGUAUUGGGGCCUCUGGUUUAGGUUGGGAGACUCAAGAGGAAUUUGAGGAGUUUGUGGAUCCUCCUCCAGGUGUGGAGAAUAUAAGUACUAGGGCUUUCUCUAGUCACCCCUCCAGGCCUCUCUUUUUGGUUGGCUCUAUCAAUACACACAUUUACUUGUGGGAGUUUGGUAAGGACAAAGCUACUGCAACUUAUGGAGUUCUUCCUGCUGCAAAUGUACCUCCACCGUAUGCCCUUGCCUCAAUUUCUGCUGUGCAUUUUGAUCAUUGUGGACACAGAUUUGCUACUGCUGCAUUAGAUGGCACUGUUUGUACGUGGCAGUUGGAGGUAGGAGGAAGGAACAAUAUUUGUCCAACAGAAUCCUCACUUUGCUUUGACCGCCAUGCAUCGGAUGUUACUUAUGUUACUUCGAGUGGAUCCAUAAUUGCUGUGGCUGGAUAUAGCUCCAAUGGGGCUAAUGUGGUUAUAUGGGAUACAUUGGCUCCACCCACAAGCUCACGAGUCUCCACUACAUGUCAUGAAGGUGAUGCACACUCUCUUUCGGUCUUUGAUAAUGACAUUGGAAGUGGUUCAAUUUCUCCCCUUAUUGUCACUGGUGGUAGAGAUGGUGAUGUUUGCAUUCAUGAUUUUCGAUACAUUGCUACUGGAAAGACUAAGAGGCACAAACAUUUAAGUAAUGGUGGACAAACGAUCAACCCAUCAUCAAAUAGUGACACACAGACAGGGAUUGGUGACAAAGUUGGGGAACAAAACCUAAAUGGGAUGCUUUGGUACAUACCAAAGGCUCAUUCAGGGAAUAUCACCAAGAUAAGAACAAUCCCAAAUACCAGUUUAUUCUUAACAGGAAGCAAAGACGGGGAUGUUAAACUUUGGGAUGCCAAAAAAGCUAGGAUGGUAUUUCAUUGGUCAAAAUUGCAUGAUAAACAUACGUUUCUGCAACCAACCUCUCGGGGUUAUAGUGGGGUAGUUCGGGCUGCUGUCACAGAUAUACAAGUUGUAUCGCAUGGUUUUCUUACAUGUGGUGGUGACGGUAGUGUAAAGCUGAUUGAGCUCAAAGACCAAUACUUGUAACAUGGAUAACAUGAGACAUAAGUAAAAAGUCCAACCUGCAUCUGUACUUGUGGUAAUUUUCUACCCUCACAUGAAAGAUGGUUAACAGGGAAAGAGUUGCACCAUAAUGCCAUUGCCAUUUUUUGAAUUCCCACCGUUGCACAAGUAGAUCUUAUACAGUCUACUCUGCAUACUUUUUUUUUAUCAAAACACUCGAGUGAAAGUUGUUCUGAGUCUUGGAGUUAACCCGUUGAUAAAGCAUACAACGUCACUCACCUAAGGUUUUUUUUUUCAUAGCCAAUUAUCCACCAAGGUUUUUUCCCAAAACCAAUCAAUCAGUCAAAGAGAAACUUACUUCCCUGUGCUGUGAACCUCUGCAACUUACUAUACUGAACGAUAGUUUGAGUCCCUCUUAUCAAGAAGAGGAAUAGCAGCAUGAUUGAUUAUUUGAUAUAAAGCAUUGUUGCACUCCUUUCUGGGAGUAAUGAGCCAUGUUGCUGAUUUUGCACUUUUGAAGUUUGAAGCCGGUACGGAGUACCAGCAUCAGCAACAGAACCUAAUUGUUCAAAUAGGUAUCAACUUUUGUUUUUAGUAAUACUAGUUCUUAUACUAGGCAAUCUUUUGUGUAUAUAUAUACACCGAACAUAAAUUUAUUCUCUGUAGUUCUUGCUAGAAUGCUGAAUAUUGCGCAGUGUAUAUUUGUAAUUUUUUUGCUCUUAACUUUUUUUCCAGCAGGCAGCUGAAUUGUACUUGUUUUUUCAUAUCAAGAGUAAAAAGAAAGUUCAUAGUGUUGUCUUCUCCUU